Messenger RNA from Monopterus albus (swamp eel), 1772 nucleotides. RefSeq names its product ankyrin repeat domain 10b (gene ankrd10b). Lineage: Eukaryota; Metazoa; Chordata; Actinopteri; Synbranchiformes; Synbranchidae. The transcript is spliced from 6 exons. Bases 295 to 1317 code for a protein of 340 amino acids. The record is from RefSeq and is a predicted model, not a curated record. Gene Ontology annotation, molecular function: protein binding.
AGGUCAUUACGACCGAACCAAAAGGUGGCGGUAAUAGCCCUGCUAACCUCCAGUCAGAAACGCUAGACUCGGAAGAUGAAAUCCAGUCCGGAGUUUGCGGCUCACUCGGCAUUUCUUAUGUUUCGUUGCACUGUCUGCGUAUUGUUGUCAGGCAGAAAGAUACACUAACCAGGGUGGCGUGUGUCUUGAGAGUCAGGCUCCCUACGACGUCCGGACGCACACAUUAGCUGUUUAUUUUGUUGUCUGUCCACAAUAAGUUUGCUGUUAUUGAUUUAUUUGCGCCGAUUUGCAAUAAUGUCGGUGGGAGUGGAGUCUGGAUUUUCGAGUGAGGAGGUCUUAAACAGCCGUUUCCCUCUCCAUCGGGCAUGCAGGGAUGGAGAUGUCGGUGCCUUGUGCUCCCUCCUUCAAAGCACCUCAAACCCGGCUGGCCUCACGGUGGAGGACACCUUCUACGGCUGGACGCCCAUACAUUGGGCCGCUCAUUUUGGACAGCUGGAGUGUGUGAUGAGUUUGGUUCAGGUGGGCUGUGGAGUGAACGCGAUGACCUCCAGGUUUGCACAGACGCCCACUCACAUUGCUGCAUUUGGGGGCCACCCUGAGUGCUUGUUAUGGCUACUCCAAGCUGGUGCAGACAUUAACAGACAGGACUAUGUGGGUGAGACGCCCAUCCACAAGGCUGCUCGUGCGGGCAGUCUGGAAUGUGUCAACGCUCUCUUGACUCAGGGAGCGAAAGCUGACAUGAGGAAUGCCAGUGGGCUGACUGCUGCUGACCUGGCCCAUGCCCAGGGAUUCCAGGAGUGCGCUGAGAUUCUGUCCAAUGCCCAGAACUUCCAACAAAACAUGGCUCUGUCUCAUAAUGGGGCUUUUAUGAAUGGCUUGAGCCAGAACGGGGGCCACCCCAUCAUCCAGGGACGCAGCUUCUUGAAUGGCAUGCCCAGCAGAAAGAGGUCAUUCGAGGGCAUGGAAGCAAACCCAGUAAAGAAGGCCAGAUCUUUUGGCCUGGGCAUGCCACCAGAAUUGCUGAAUAGGAAUGGGCCACUGGGUGGUGCUGGAGAGGCCCAGAUGGAGAGCAUAAAUAUGGAGUUAGCAGCUACUGUAACCUCAGUGGCAGGUGAGAGACAUGGUGAGGAUUUGUCCUCAAGUUGUCACAAUCAACCACAACUUCCAUUUGUGGGUGAGCCAGCAGCAGACACCUUCUGCAGCCAUCACAUCUACAGCACUGCAGGCAGCCAGCUGGAGCACCAGAAGUCUGUGGCAGCAGAGCAGUUGUAUGAUCAUGCCCUCUUCAACACCAUGCUUCUUUACCAUGGAUCCUAAAGUACAAACUAUCUAGUUGACAGACUGUCCUUUUUGCCUAAAUCUCAUGUAACAAUAAGCAAGCAUUAAUUUACCUUAAACCCACAGAGUGGUCCUGUUAUUCACUGAAAUUAUUUGUUGUAGAGGGCAGGCCUAUUGUGAAUGGAUCUGAAAUUUGUAAUGAUAAAGCUGACGUAAAAGUGGAUUUUUAUUUGUUUAUUUUGCAUAUUAUUAAAUUUUGGUAAGUUGAAAAUGGCCUGGUUCUGAUAUACAUUCAAGCAAGCAUCUGUACUGAGUCACUACCAACACAAAUUUUAUAUGUCUUUACUAGAAAUGGGAUGAUCCCCCUUUGAUGUUAAUGAAACCAAUGCAAAUACAAUUCAUUUUGCUCAAUAAGUAAAACAUGUUUUGCACCAGUCAAUGUUUGAUCAUUCAUUUUAUUUAUUAAUUCUUUGACUGCUUCACGUGUACAGAUA